UAUAUGUUUUUGUCGUCUCUUAGAUUUUCCGAUUUUUAUUAGAGACAUACUGACUUUUUUCUGGCAUGCCUGCGGUACUUUGAGGGAAUUAUUGUCCUUGGUAGAUUUCUCCGCACCACCGGCUUGUCACUGUGCUCACACAGCUGUCCGUAGCCUGGCGCAAGAUUUCCUUAUGUUAUUAUUUUACUUCAUAUCUAAAUAAGCAACUUGAGUAAAGACUCUGAUUUGAUACUACCAUGGAAAUCGAAGACAAAUUUUAUACUUGCGAAGAGGUGCCUCGUCUAUCGUUCCAAGAUGCAAAAGCAAUGCAACUUAUUGCUGAUGAGAAACCAGUUGUUCUCACACAUGCACAUAUAUGUGAGCCUGCUCUCAAGUGGGACCUCAAAUAUCUUCUAGAGCAUAUUGGUGAUGCAGAACAUGUUGUGUUUGCAUCAUGCUCAAAUGUCUUCAAAUAUUAUGAUGACCAAAAAAUUAAAUUCUGUCCUCAGUUUGAAAGGCCUACUGAAAAGCUAGCAAUGACUUUCAAAGAAUUCUACCAGAGAUUUAAUAACUGGAAACCUGGAGAAAAAAAGUUGUACCUGCAACAAAGUCUAUCCAGCACAGUAGGACCUAAAGUGGCAGCUGAUUUUGUGUCAUUCAAUUGGCUUUGGCUGACAAAUUUACAGAAGCUAGUGAACUGGGGAGCUUUAACCUCUAAUUUGCUGCUUAUUGCUGCAAAAGGUGGCUUAACUCCCGUGCACUAUGAUGAGCAGCAAAAUCUAUUUUGCCAGUUGAUUGGUCAGAAGAAAGUUACGUUGUUCUCCCCAGAGCACCAUAAUCGCCUUUAUCCUCAUCCAGUAUACCACCCGCAUGACAGGCAAAGUCAAGUGGACCUUUCAAAGCCCAACUUCUCCCUUUACCCUGGGUUGCGCCAUUUACAUGGUCAUGAAGCAAUCGUGGGGCCGGGUGACGUGCUUUAUAUUCCCAUUUAUUGGUGGCAUCAAGUGGAGUCCCUCAACACUCACCCAUACACUGUCUCUCUCAACUUCUGGUACAAGGCACCUCCCGCUGACAACAUUUCCUACCCGUUACUGCCACGCCAAGAAGUUGUGAUCAUGCGCAACAUAGAGAAGAUGAUAGUGGACGUGUUCAAAGAGCCUUCUCAAGUUGACCAUUUCUUCCAGUCUUUGACGUUAGGCCGAUACACCGUGCAAGGCGCCGAUGUCCCUGCUACGCUUUCGGCAAGCUUAAUGAAUCCUGAAUUAUUUUCCAAAGAACAUCUCAAUGACCAAAAGCGAGAAGAACCCAGCAAAGACUCUGAUAAAUUGGUAGGAGUUCAAGCGAGAGGCGCGAGGAAGAAAAAGAUAGUCGGUAAAAAUUCUUCUGCAAAUGUACGUGGAGAAGGUUCUGCUCAUGCUAAGGAUGGGACUAAUUCGACUUGUUCUUGUCAUGAAACAUCAAAUCCAGUUGUCGAGAACGGGAGUCCCUCGUGUACCUGCUGCUCGUCGUGCUCCAGUUCGCCUUCUCUCUGCAAGAAUUAUUCUCAUGCUUCCCAGUCUUCGUAAGGAUAAUGCAAUUAUUGACAAGAUGAACCGUAUGAAUGGUUGUAUAUGUGUCUCAUUUUGCAUGAAAAAUAAACUUGAAGUGUUUGAUAUCUGUAGACCUGCGUUACCCGAAGGCUGCUUAUGCAAGAUUUGCUUCGCUAUGUCAUGCCUUUAGUAUUAGGUACAUUUAUCAAUCGAAUUGAAGGAACGCAAUCUCACGCUGGCAACUUCGGUGCUGUAUGGUUUCAAAUGCGAACUAUUUUCAAUCCUUUCGGGACGUUUGCUAGCAUGCUGUAAGCACGGCCAAAUGUAGGUACCCCUAUUUCUAAAUCAUUAUGGUGUUCAUGUUUGUUCCAAAUUUUUAUUUUACUUAUUGGAGCCAAUUUUACAGAGUGUUCGGUACUGGGUUAGCAAAUAUGCGCCUUUCAUACCCUUCCCCUUAAAGUUAAUUACAAGUAUUGAUAAGUGCACGAGGAAAUAAUUAGAAAACUUUAUAGUCUGUAUGCUUGGGAUUCCUAAAUAAUCUACGGAUGUUGAAAUAAUUAUGUGAUGUAGUAUAACUCAACUUAUGAUAAUGAAAAUAUAUUCAACGUUUUCAUUAAAAGAUAUAUGAAGGACUACAAUUUAUAGAUCUUUAAGAAGUACGCUUUAGAAUAGAAAUGGUGAUCGUGUGUCUUGGUAAUAAUACUUGUUGUCACAUUGAGAUUGAAUUCGAGUAAAGUUUACCUGAUCAAAUUGUACUAAUAUAAUUACAUUGGCUAGAUAUAUUAAGGCAAAUGACUCACGUUUAUAUUUUGACAAGCAAUAUAUAAUGACGAUAAUAGAA
This is a messenger RNA of Hyalella azteca, 2349 nucleotides long. RefSeq names its product hypoxia-inducible factor 1-alpha inhibitor. Gene Ontology annotation, biological process: negative regulation of Notch signaling pathway; peptidyl-aspartic acid hydroxylation. The record is from RefSeq and is a predicted model, not a curated record. The coding region runs from base 237 to 1544 and encodes 435 amino acids. The transcript is spliced from 6 exons. NCBI's taxonomy places the organism in Eukaryota, Metazoa, Arthropoda, Malacostraca, Amphipoda, Hyalellidae. Gene Ontology annotation, cellular component: nucleus; cytoplasm. Gene Ontology annotation, molecular function: peptidyl-histidine dioxygenase activity; ankyrin repeat binding; [protein]-asparagine 3-dioxygenase activity.